GCUCUAGGAAUUUGCGGUAAUCGUUCGCCUCUCCUAUUUGUUGACAUUGUUGUGAAGUUCCAAGCGGUCAGUGAAUGCGACCAGAAAUACACCCAUAACAUCAUGGAUUUCUCCCGGAAACAGUGAUGGCAUCUAGGGACAGCAGUAAUCCUGGUGUGAGUGGCGUAGUUUCAGCAACAUCUGGUGUCCAUCACCAGCAAACUUCUCAGUCAGGUAUGACUGCUGCAGGAGCAUCCGCAGGGGGAGCUGGUGUGGCCUCAGCUGCAGCUGGUGGAUCACAAGGGGCAGCAGGGGGUACUGGUGAACCCGUUGGUAGGGUGAGCAAUGUCCAGCGAAUCCAGCAGAAAAAAGCCCAUGUCCGUGCAUGGCCUCGGGAUAAGAAGCUUGAGAAAUUGGCAAUAUAUUCUUCUUGUCGGGCUGAUGAGAAUUGCAAAUGCAAUGGAUGGAAAAAUCCUACGCCACCUGCCCCAUCUUCCCGACCUGAUACUCCUCAGCCAGCUGCUCCCCCAUCUCAGCCUUGCCGCAGCUGCUCCCAUACUUUAGGUGAUCAUGUUAGCCAUCUUGACAAUGCUGCAGAUAGUGACCUUGACCGGCUGUUGUCUAUCGUUGUAGAUGUUGAGAAUCUUUUCAUAUGUGUCCAUCGUGAAGAAGAUCCUGACACCAAACAGGUGUACUCCUAUUUAUUCCGUCGCCUCCGAAAGUGUAUCCUGCAAGUGACUGUACCAACUCUAGAAGGACCUCUUGGUACCCCACCAUUUGAAAGACCAGCCAUCUUCAAGGGUGUAACAAAUUUUGUCCUUCACAAAUUCAAUCAUCUCCCACAAAAAGACUUCCAGAUGAUGAGUGACCUUGCAAAAAUGUUUUUACACUGUCUCAACCAUUGGCGAUUAGAAACUCCUUCUGCCAGGAGAGCCCACACAACUGAAGAGGAGAGCUCAGCAUAUAAAGUCAAUUAUACCCGGUGGUUAUGCUUUAGUUAUGUGCCCCAGCUCUGCGAUUCUCUUCCCCAUCACGAAACUACUUGGAUAUUUGGUCGGACAUUUAUGCGAGCCGUCUUCCACACUCUCCGGAAGCAGCUACUUGAUAAAUUCAGAGCAGAAAAGGAAAAGAUGCCUGCAGAGAGGUUGCUGUUGCUAAAUCAUUUCCCAAAAUUCCUGUCAAUGCUUGAAGAAGAAGUUUAUUCAAACAAUUCACCAAUUUGGGAUGCUGAUUAUAGGCCUCAGUUUCCUCCACACCUACAUAAUCAAGCAACUGAGAGAGGAGGCAGUACACCACGAGGAGAGUUUGAAAGAUUAUCUGUCCAGCCUGGUGAAGGGCAGUACACAACUGUCACACUUUCCUCAGCCAAGCGUUUUCGACCGGAUGACAGAGAAAAGCAUGAUGACGAUGCUUGUGACUCCAACAGCAAGAGAAUCAAAAUUGAAACAGAAGAUCUUGGAGAAGAGACAGUUGCAGAAGUGGUAGCAACUAUUACUGAUCCCAGACAAAUGGUAGGACCGGAGGUGCUUUUUUCAGAGAAUGCUGCCAGAGAUGAGGCAGCUAAGCUAGAGGAACGGAAGGGCAAUAUUGAAUUCCAUAUUGUUGGAAACUCCCUCACACAGAAGGUUUCAAAGCAAACAAUGCUCUGGCUGAUUGGAUUACAAAAUGUCUUUUCCCAUCAGCUUCCUCGAAUGCCCAAAGAUUACAUCACUCGCCUUGUGUUUGAUCCAAAGCAUCGUACUCUUGCGCUAAUCAAGGACAACCGACCCAUCGGAGGAAUAUGCUUCAGAAUGUUUGCCGCUCAGGGUUUCUCAGAAAUAGUGUUUUGUGCCGUGACAUCCAACGAGCAAGUCAAGGGAUAUGGGACACAUAUGAUGAAUCACCUAAAGGACUAUCAUGUCAAAAAGAAUACCCUUCACUUUCUCACUUUUGCAGAUGAAUUUGCCAUAGGGUACUUCAAAAAGCAAGGGUUCAGUAAGGACAUCCAGCUACCUCGAUCUGUCUAUCAAGGUUACAUCAAAGAUUAUGAAGGAGCAACACUUAUGGGAUGUGAAUUAAAUCCAAAGAUUGUUUACACUGAGUUUACAGCUGUGAUCAGAAGACAAAAAGAGAUCAUCAAAAAACUCAUUGAAAGGAAGCAGAGUGAGAUUAGAAAGGUGCAUCCAGGGCUUACAUGUUUCAAGGAAGGAGUGAGAGAAAUUCCGAUAGACAGCAUACCAGGAAUAUGGGAUGCAGGAUGGAAAGCGCCUCCAGCCACUAACAGCCGGUCCUCACGGUCACCUGACCACGAACACCAGGAUCCAGAUUAUAUUUAUGGUGCAUUAAAAACACUCCUUUGUAAUGUUAAGAAUCAUGCUGCUGCUUGGCCUUUCCAAGUCCCAGUUGACCCCAAUGAAGUACCUGAUUAUUAUGAUCACAUCAAGUGUCCAAUGGAUCUGAAGACAAUGACGGAGCGCUUGAAAGCUCGAUACUACGUGAAGGCACGGCUUUUUAAUGCUGACAUGCUGCGCAUUUUCAAAAAUUGCCGCUUCUAUAACCACCCAGACACCGAGUACUACAAAUGUGCCAACACACUAGAAAAGUAUUAUGUUAGUAAAAUGAAGGAACUAGGUUUACUGGAGAAAGAAAAGUGAAGAGUGAAUGAAACCAUUUGCAUGGAAUGCAAUGGAUGUCUUUUGUAGCUUUAGGUACAUACUUUCAUUAUGAUUAUGUAGCCGUUUCUGAGCAUACGUAUAACAGACUCUGAGGUUUAGAAAGGUAAGUGAUUAUGAUCUAUUAGUAUCAAUUUUCAAGUAUUGAAGUGUAAUAGGCUUCCUAAUUUAUUUUCAGAUUGACUCUUAGUAUUUUUAUGCUGUUCAUCACAUAUUGGUAGAUUUUGACUGCUAUAUAUUUUUUUAGUCUUGGUUACAUAUAUAUCUAAAGGUAUAAGCAUAUUCUCUCUCUCUCUCUCUCUCUCUCUCUCUCUCUCUCUCUCUCUCUCUCUCUCUCUCUCUCUCUCUGAAACUAUCUUCCUUACCAUAUAUUAAAAUAAUUACAUACAGUACACUCCAGAACAACAUAAAUAAUAAAUAUGUACCAUGUACAGCAUUUAAAAGUUAGAGAUCUGUAUCCAUAUCUUCUAAUGAAUCGCAUAAAUACUUGCUACCUAAUGGUGCCAUGUUUUCACAGUUGAAGUGUCUGCAGUUUUUUUAUUGUUCAGAAUACUCUCCCACCCCAGCCAAAUUUUUAUUUUCAAAUUUAAAAUCGCCAUUAAGGCAGUUUUUAAGGUAUUCAGAAUUAGAAUGUGAAAAAAAUUACUUGCAUAACAGUUGAAUCUUUUUGCAGAUGAUAUCAAUAUUUGGUAUAUAUUUUCAAGUAUUUUGAUCAGCUGCUCAUGUAGAAAUUACAGGAAAUCAUGCUGACAGAGCAUUCAGUGCUGCAUUAUCAGCAACCAUAUAAAUAGCCAUUCACAUGAGUAGUUCAUCAUUAUAGCUAAUUACAUAGGAAAAUGGCAGGCUUUAUAAAAGAACAACUAAUAAUGAGAAAACCCACCAUAGUUGUAUGGUAUCACAAGUAUUUGACCUGCAAUUGUCGGUGAUGACCCAGCAUGACCUGGAGUGUACAGGAUGUAGUUCAACAUUAAUAAUUAAAAGUAGUAUUAUAUUGGACUUGUACAAUAUCAGCAAACUGUACAUGACAAGUAUACAUAUUAGGAUGUGAGUUCUUUAAAAAAAAAUCAGAAUAUUAAGUAUUCUGAUUUUGUAUGACUAUUUAAGAAUUUGUAAUUAAUUUCUCAUGGUUUCUUAUAAAAACAAAUCCUUUGGAUCGACCUUAUGAAAGUUGGCGAAUUUUAACCCGGUCAUUAGUUUAGCCUACUGUACUUAAUGAUAAUGAGCAUGAUUUUGAAAUUAGAAUCCAAGAUGGACCUGUGUAUUCUGGAAUUGCAGUAUAAUUAGUGAAAAUUAUGAAUAUAACAUAGGUUACGAGUACUAUAUAAAUUUGUGCAACCAGUCCUAGAGUUGAAAUUUUUAGUGUGCGCUACAAAUCCUGUAAAUCACUGUAUUCACAUACACAGAAUCACUACAUUACAGAUGUAUAUAGGCUGUCCUGUACGAAAGUAGUUUAAUUAUGAAUGUUGAUAGGAUGCAGCUGGCAGUAGUACGGUAUACUACUUAUAGUUUAUACUUUCCUUAAUUUUUGCUAGGUGAUUCUUUUGAUAUGAAAAAAUGGCUUUUGUAUGAGUGUGAAAGUGAAAUCUUGUUCUGCAUUUAUGUUGUAGUAAGAAGUCAACUAAGUUUAUUUUAAGAAAGCACAACAUUCGUACAGUACCAAGAUUACUGAUGGAAUUGUGUCAGAAACAUUAGAUGUUAGAGAAUGUGCUUAUGCAGUUGUUUUUUUGUUUUCAUUUCCUACAAAAGAAUUUAUACAGAUAUUUAUUUAUUGUCCAGUUAUUUUCAAACUCAGAUUUUACAGGCAAUAUAGUGUUAUUUGAAAUACGUAUUCACAAUUGUAGACAGUUUAGUUUGCUUGUAAUUCUCUUACCUCAUGUUGUGUAAGGAACUGUUUUUUGGCUUUGUUAUAAAAGCAGUUAUUGCAGACAGAUGACAGUCUUGUCAUAGUGGGAGGACAUUUUGUAAAUUGAUAUAGAAUUAUUAGGGAAAUUACCAUAUAAUGUCAAUUGUAUGUAAGCAUAUGUAUAUCACUUCUCAGUCAUUUAAUCUGAGAAUGUAAUUUAUGUAAUUCUUUAUAUAAAAAAUAGUUAAUCAC
This is a messenger RNA of Macrobrachium nipponense, 4725 nucleotides long. RefSeq names its product histone acetyltransferase KAT2A-like (gene Gcn5). The record is from RefSeq and is a predicted model, not a curated record. Gene Ontology annotation, molecular function: protein binding; histone H3 acetyltransferase activity. Gene Ontology annotation, cellular component: nucleus; ATAC complex. Gene Ontology annotation, biological process: positive regulation of transcription by RNA polymerase II; chromatin remodeling. Lineage: Eukaryota; Metazoa; Arthropoda; Malacostraca; Decapoda; Palaemonidae.